AUGGAACAAUCAAGCAUAGAAGAACAAAAGUAUGGAAAAUGUAUGGAAUGCAAAAAAUUGGGUAAACUAAUGCGAACAUCAAUCUUAGGUCCAUCAAUCUUAUGUCAGAUUUGUGAUUCAAAUUUGAAAGCACAAAAAUUUGGAAGAUGUAUAGAAUGUAAACAAGAAAAUACAGGACAUAAUUGGUGUCAAACUUGUAAUUCAAAAAGGUUUCAAAAUGAUUUUAAUAAUUGGACUAGUGGUAAUGAUGAUAUUGACAAAUUUAUUCAAAAUACUCAAUUAUCAGCAUGGGAUAGUUAUCAAUUAUUAGAGUGGAUACCAUAUGAUAAAUUUUCAAAAGUUAAAUAUAUUGCAAAAGGUGGAUUUGGUCAAAUUUAUAAAGCAACAUGGAAAGAUGGUUAUAUAUUUCAUUGGGAUGUUAGUAAAAAUCAAUGGAAGAGAUUUAGCGAAAAGAGUAAUAAAUUUGUAGCUCUUAAAAGUUUGAAUAAAUCACAAAAAAUUACAUAUGAAUUUAUUAAUGAGGUAAAGGAUUAA
This is a messenger RNA of Rhizophagus irregularis DAOM 181602=DAOM 197198, 534 nucleotides long. RefSeq lists its product as uncharacterized. Gene Ontology annotation, molecular function: protein kinase activity. The record is from RefSeq and is a predicted model, not a curated record. Gene Ontology annotation, biological process: protein phosphorylation. Lineage: Eukaryota; Fungi; Glomeromycota; Glomeromycetes; Glomerales; Glomeraceae.